CUCUCUCUCUCUUUCUCGCUCCGCUGCGCUAUGCUUGCACACGCGAGGAAGCUACUUCUCUGCUCGGUAGUCACUCACGUGUAUUGACUGUCCGUAUAUAUACCUGGCCACCGUCGAAGGAACUUGCCCAGUCGCGUGCCGCCUGUCGUCGUUCCAUGUUAAUUUCAUUGCCUUCGUUCCAUUACAUCGUUGUCUCUCCCUCGCUCCCUCACCCCUGCUCAUCCUGCGGUGUGUCGCGAUAAGAUUAUCGAGGAUGUGCGCACACCAUCAAGUGGGGAUCGUAACACGAUAGAGAGAGAGAGAGAGAGAGAGAGAGAGAGAGAGAGGGCAGUUUGGCACCUCCGAAAAAUAAUCAACGAGGCUCUCACUACUCAUCAACUCCUGCAACAACAUCUUUCGAUAACGCAGAAAGGCAGAGGGGUGAAGGUGUUCUCAUCAUCCCGCGACAAAAGAGAAAAGAAGCCGAAAAGAAGGCGUAGUUUUCGUGGCUGACGCGAGGUCACCCGCCCGCGAGAAAUUAGGACCUUGGUAUCCGUCGAAGUGUCGGAACACGGCGCGCCGUCGUCGUCGUCGUCGAUGAACUUCUCGUGACAGUAUCCGCGGAAGAGUCAGUUCUCGCCGCUGAAGUCGGUAUUUUUCACGGUGCAGCGCCGGAGCCGCUUUCCAUCGUCGCCGGAGUGAAAUCCAUCCGACGCUCGUCACGUUGGCUCGAUCUUCGGGACCUCGAGGAGGCGAUUCGCACGCGACGUAAAUCCACGACGUCGAUAAGAAACGAUGGUGAGCCUUUAAUCGGCCCCGGAGGAUAUCGUCCGCGGUCAUUGUUCUCCCACCCCCGCCUCUCCGAGUCGCGAGUUUAGACGCGAUCUGACGUAGUUGAAGUCCGCGUUUCACCGGGGAUUGUUUGGCGAAAAAUAUCCGGCUGAUCGCUUUAUAAUCCGCCAAGAUGAUAAGUCCUUAUCUCUCUACGAUAUAAAUGUAGCCUUUGAGAAAAAAAAAAAAAAAACAGGCAGGGCACGAGGAUUCGAGUGGGACUCGCGCGCGCGACCCGCAGCAGAACACGUGCAGCGGCAUUCUGCGCUCCGUAAGAACGGCGGGAAGAAACGAAGAGAGGAGGAUUUUGGACAGACGAAAAGUGAAGUUUAACGACGGUAUACGGAACUCGCAUCUGCCGAGGAGAGAGAGAAAGAGAGAAAGAAAGAAAGAGGGAAAGGAAGGGAGGGACAGAGAGAAAGACGAUGUAAGUGGAGAGUACUAGGUGUGUUCUCUUCGAAAGGUGUCGUCGAAACGAAAAAACAAUCGACUUUCGUAGAUCGAACGUGUCUUCCUGCGUCCAAAUCUUCCGACAGAGAAUAAGAUCGCCAUGGGUCGAGUGGAGGACGAGCAGGCGGCCAACGGCAAUCCCAUGAAGGAAUUUAGCAGCAGUACGAAGAUAGCUCCGACGAUUGGCGAAUAUCGGGAGAAGGAUGAACUGUACGAUCCUUUUGAGCAUCGCGAUAAGCAGGAUACGACCUCGGAUCUGGGCGCCCUGGCGCAUCUCCUGAAAUCCUCCCUAGGGACCGGCAUUCUAGCCAUGCCGAACGCAGUGAGGAACGGCGGGCUGCUGUUCGGCGGAAUCGGCACGAUCAUAAUCAGCUUCAUCUGCGCCCACUGCGUACAUAUUUUGGUGCGCACGUCCCACGUACUCUGCCGACGCACCAAGACGCCGAAGAUGAAUUACGCCGAGACGGCGUACGCGGCCUUCCUCUGCGGACCCAAGCGGGUCAGGCCGUGGGCUAACGCCAGCAAGAUAUUCGUCAACGCGGCGUUAUGCGCGACCUACGUGGGUGGCGCGUGUGUCUACGUCGUGUUCAUUGCCACGUCCAUUCGGCAGGUCGCGAGUUUCCACACCAGGACCAACAUAGACAUACGCAUGUACAUCCUCGCGCUGAUCCCGGCACUGGUGCUGCUGGGUCAAGUGCGCAAUCUCAAGUACAUGGUGCCGUUCUCGAUGUUGGCCAACAUGUGCAUGAUGAGCGGCUUCGCGAUCACGCUGUACUACGUCUUCAGCAACGUCCAGCCGAUCAGCAGCGUCAAGCUAUUCUCCUCGGCGGAGCAGCUGCCACGUUUCUUCGCGACUGUGAUAUUCGCCAUCGAAGGUAUCGGCGUUGUGAUGCCCGUGGAGAACAACAUGCGGAACCCGCAGCACUUCUUGGGCUGUCCUAGUGUGCUCAACAUCACCAUGUCGAUCGUGGGAUGCCUGUACGCCGUGUUGGGAGUGUUCGGCUACCUCAGCUACGGGGAGAAGACGGAAGCCAGCGUCACGUUGAACUUACCCACGGAUCAGCCUCUGGGCGAGUCGGUGAAGAUCCUCAUUGCCGUGGCCGUGCUCUUCACUUACGGGCUGCAGUUCUUCGUGCCGCUCGAGAUCAUGGCUAAUGCCAUAAAGCCCAUGAUCAGCCACAAGUACCAGCCCAUAAGCGAGACAAUAAUGAGGAUAUGCAUGGUCAUGUUAACAGUGAUCAUUGCGCUGCUGGUACCCGACUUGGACCCGUUUAUCUCUCUAGUCGGCGCAGUAUUCUUCUCCGUCCUAGGCAUCAGUAUUCCAGCCAUCGUCGAGACCGUCUCGUGCUGGGAGAGCCAUUUGGGCACGUUGAAGUGGCGACUAUGGAAGAACUGCUUGCUAGUAUUAUUCUCGUUAUUAGCCUUGAUAUUGGGCACGUGGGUCUCAGUCUUAGAUAUAAUAAAUCUUUAUAAGUAAAAUAUAUAAAUAAUC
Molecule: messenger RNA, 2752 nt
Organism: Harpegnathos saltator (Jerdon's jumping ant)
Lineage: Eukaryota; Metazoa; Arthropoda; Insecta; Hymenoptera; Formicidae
Product: proton-coupled amino acid transporter-like protein pathetic
Exons: 8
Coding region: 1361-2737 (458 amino acids)
Biological process (GO): amino acid transmembrane transport
Cellular component (GO): vacuolar membrane
Molecular function (GO): L-amino acid transmembrane transporter activity
Source: RefSeq, a predicted model, not a curated record